Camelina sativa (false flax) is the source of this 814-nucleotide messenger RNA. Its product is annotated as calmodulin-like protein 9. NCBI's taxonomy places the organism in Eukaryota, Viridiplantae, Streptophyta, Magnoliopsida, Brassicales, Brassicaceae. The record is from RefSeq and is a predicted model, not a curated record. Gene Ontology annotation, cellular component: myosin II complex. Gene Ontology annotation, molecular function: calcium ion binding.
AUAUCACAAAAUAAUGAAAACGCAAGGUCAUGAGUUUUGACCUUGACCGGGCAAGAGCCUAGAGCCAAGAGGUGAUGAUGAUGUUGAUGUACUUAUAUGAGAUAGAUGCCCCUUCUUCUUCUGCAUCACAAACUGAUUAAGAAAAAGUUUUAAUCAUCAAAUCUAAAAGAGAGACUUUGACUUUUCUUUGCGAUCGAAGAUGGCUGAUGCUUUCACGGAUGAACAGAUCCAAGAGUUUUACGAAGCCUUCUGUCUUAUCGACAAAGACUCCGAUGGGUUCAUCACGAAGGAGAAGCUAACGAAGGUGAUGAAGUCCAUGGGGAAGAAUCCAAAGGCAGAACAACUGCAACAGAUGAUGAGCGACGUCGACAUCUUUGGCAACGGUGGUAUCACUUUUGAUGAUUUCUUGUAUAUUAUGGCUCAAAACACUUCUCAGGAAUCGGUAUCGGAUGAGUUAAUAGAUGUAUUCAGAGUGUUCGACAGAGACGGAAACGGUUUCAUAUCUCCACUUGAGUUGGGAGAAGGAAUGAAGGACAUGGGGAUGAAGAUAACUGCGGAAGAAGCGGAGCAUAUGGUCCGAGAAGCUGAUCUCGAUGGCGAUGGUUUUCUUUCUCUGCAUGAGUUCUCUAAAAUGAUGAUCGCUGCCUCUUAUUAGCAUGUUUUUGUGAAAUGCCAUGAAUGAUAUAAGAGAGUUUUUUUUUGCACUUUACUACAACUACUUUUCAAUAUGUUAAAGAAAGAUCCUAUCAUAUGUUUUUUUUUUCGUAUUUUCCCAACAUACAAUAAUAAGAGUGUGACUUUUAUAUCUAUGAUA